CCCGCAUAGCGCCCCCUCGCGGCUCGGCGCGGUCCCCCGCUUGCCCCCCCCCUCCUUCCCGGUCCCCCCCCCUCCGGUGCCCCCCGGUCCCGAAUAGCUCGGGGCGGGGCCGGGCUCGGACAUGGCGAGGCAGCACGCAAAGACGCUGUGGUACGACCGCCCGCGGUACGUCUUCCUGGAGUUCUGCGUGGAGGACAGCAGAGACGUUAAAGUCGUCAUCGAGGAUCACCGGGUGGUGUUCAGCUGCAAAAAUGCCGAUGGAGUGGAGUUCUACAAUGAGAUCAACCUGUACGGCAGGGUGAACUCCAAGGACUCACAGGACAAGCGCUCUGAUCGCUCCAUCACGUGCUUCAUAAGGAAAUGGAAGGAGAAAGUGGCGUGGCCCCGUAUCACCAAGGAGAACAUCAAGCCAGCUUGGCUCUCUGUGGAUUUCGACAACUGGCGAGACUGGGAAGGGGACGAGGAGGUGGAGAGGGCCAUGAUGGAGGAGUACGCCGAGCUCCUGCAGAAGGUCACGGACAAGGGCCCUGCCCCGACCAUGGACUGACCUGGACGACGACCUCUGAAGCCCAGCUCCCGUGGGCCACCACCGCCACCGUGAGGCUCUCCCGGUGCACCGGCAGCGAACACGGCCGAACCGGGACGCGGGCAGGACUCAGAAGGAGCACGGCAGCAGCGCUGGUCCCCCAGCACCGGUAACCGGUGCGGUCAAUAAACACCAGCAGCCACCACCCU
Messenger RNA from Anas platyrhynchos (mallard), 735 nucleotides. RefSeq names its product putative protein PTGES3L. Gene Ontology annotation, molecular function: Hsp90 protein binding; ATP binding; Ser-tRNA(Ala) deacylase activity. The record is from RefSeq and is a predicted model, not a curated record. NCBI's taxonomy places the organism in Eukaryota, Metazoa, Chordata, Aves, Anseriformes, Anatidae. Gene Ontology annotation, biological process: alanyl-tRNA aminoacylation; regulation of translational fidelity; protein folding. Gene Ontology annotation, cellular component: nucleus; cytosol.